UGAAGAAUUGUGAUGAAAAUAUGAAUGGAAUAAUAAAAUGGCCUCCCAAAAGUAUGGAAGCAGGACUUUUAGUUCGUAAGGAGAAAGACUCAGAGAACUAUUGGAAAGAAUACCCUAUUCAUAUCAAGGGAUAUUAUGAUGCCUAUUUGAAGGCUUGUCAGGUAUGCAACGAGUACAUUAAAGAUUCAAAUUAUGAAUCUGAAAUAGAAUUAGGGCGAGGAUUCCGGAAAAAAAGAAAAGUAACAAGACUAGACUCAGAUUCAGACUCGAAAUCUAAUGACGAAAGCGAUAAAAAAAAAAAGAAACAUAAGCUUGAAGAUAAAAUACGUUCACCUCCUGAGAUACUAUUAUCCGAUAGCAAUGUGCUUUUAACAUGUAAAAAUUCACAGAAUUAUCCAAAAUACUCAAUAUCUAAGCAGCGUCCUAAAAAAACACAAGUUAAUAUUGUUUCGCAUGAAAAGGAUUUAUCAUAUAAUUGUGAACAAAAUAAAAUUUCUGACUCAGCCUCUAAUUCAAAUGCGUCUGAUAAAAAUUCUGAACUCCUUGGGAAAUUGGAACAAGCGAGAAACUUUAAGAAACAGAUAUUUCACAAAAAAACAAUUCUAGACAGAAAGAAUCAUUCCUCAUCACACAAUAUAGAUAGAAAAAAUCAGAAAGAGGAUUCUGAAUCGGACAAUGAACAAAAUAGAUCUGUUCUACAAGAUGUACCAUCUAAUUCAGAUUCAUACGAAGAUAUACAAGAAGAGAAAAGGAAUUGUGAGGAUUUAUCCUAUGAUUGUGAAUCCACCUGUGAACAAAAUAAAAUUUCUGACUCAGCCUCCAAUUCAAAUGCAUCUGAUAAAAAUUUUAAACUCAUUGGGAAAUUGGAACAAGUGAGAAACGUUAAGAAACAGAUAUUUCAUAAAAAAACAAUUCUAGACAGAAAGAAUCAUUUCUUACACAAUAUAGAUAGAAAAAACCAGAAAGAGGAUUCUGAAUCAGAAAAUGAACAAAAUAGAUCUGUUCUACAAGAUGUCUCAUCUAAUUCAGAUUCAUAUGAAGAUAUACAAGAAGAGAAAAAGAAUUGUGAGGAUUUAUCCUAUGAUAGCGAAUUCACCUGUGAACAAAAUAAAAUCUCUAUUGAAACAGUCUCUGAUUCAGGUUUAUCUGAUAAAAAUUUUGAACUUAUUCGAAAACUGGAAGAAGUAAAAAAUCUUAAAAAACAGACACCUGAUAAAAAGAUAACAAGUCUAGAUAAAAAGAAUCAUUCCUCACACAAUAUAGAUGAAAAAAGCCAGAGAGAAUAUUCUAAACGAAACAAUGAACUAAAUAGAUCUGUCAUACAAGAUGUCCCGUCUCAUUCACGUUCAUACCAGGAUUUGCAAAGAAAUAAAAAGAGGAAAGUUUAUGAUCUAACACAACAGAGCAAGAAAAAAUUUCCAAAGGAGAGUUCUUCGACAACAACAAAUAAAUCAAUUUCUUAUAAUAGCACAAGCUAUAUCACACCUGUUGAAAAAGAAAUUAUCAUCCAGAAUUCAUCAAGUUCUUUGAAUACUAUGCUACGUUCUGAUUCACUUGAUACUACAUUCAGCAAGUCCUCUUCAUAUUUACAAAGCUACGAUCUUGUACAAAAAGAAGACAGUCAUUGUCGUUCUCCCAUUUAUAAAUCUACGAAUACUGAAUACUCUUUGUCAAGAGAACAUUCUAUUUCAGACAACUCUGCACAAUCUAUUUGCAAAGAGCUGACCUUAUUACAAACAAUCAUCAUGGAAUGCAAGAAAGAGAUUAGAAAAGUGAGCAGUAAACUAGAUAUAUCUCUCAUGAACCAAGAAAAUCUGUGCCGCAUCAUUAUUCCAGGAGGAAAAGUUAUAAAGCGUCCUAGUGCGAUGCCUCCAUUGCCUAUUAAUACUCUUGAAGAUUUGAAUAAGAUGGAGAAAUUCUUAGCUAAUGAUUACAAUCUGACUGGGGCAUGUUCCUAUCUUGGUAAAAAUAUAGAUAAAGCAAGUGUGGGAAAUUCGGUUAGAAAAAUAUUGGCAAAACUUGUGACAAAUACUCUGGCAACUAAAUAUAGUAUGCAAGGUCACGGGAACAAGAAACGUUUUGAUGCUUUGAAAUUAUGGGAUCUUGUUCAAGGAGCUCUUUUAACCCAAUUUGAAAUCAGCGAUAUUUCUGUAGCGGAGAAAAGCGCUGCAAUGUGGCUGACUAACAGCUCAUGGAGAAAACAGGAGGAUGGUUCUUUUGGAAAAAGGACUUCAAAAGAGAAAAAGAAGAAGUCAACAUAA
Molecule: messenger RNA, 2261 nt
Organism: Cyphomyrmex costatus
Lineage: Eukaryota; Metazoa; Arthropoda; Insecta; Hymenoptera; Formicidae
Exons: 6
Coding region: 21-2261 (746 amino acids)
Source: RefSeq, a predicted model, not a curated record